AUGCGCGCGAACGCGAACGUCACCCUCCGCGGGUCGCGAUGCGUCCUCGUGCCGUACCGCCCCGAGCACGUCGAGACGUACCACGCGUGGAUGCUCGACCCUGAGACGCUCGCGGCGACGGCGUCGGAGCCGCUCACGAUGGAGGAAGAGAUCGAGGCGCAGCGGUCGUGGGCGAACGACGAGACGAAGCUGACGUUCAUCGUCCUCGACGUCGACGCGGCGGGAGACGCGCGCCGCGACGGCGACGGCGACGGCGACGGCGCGCCCCGCGCGGACCUCGGCGUCAUGUGCGGCGACGUGAACUUGUACUGGAACGUCGCGGACGACGUCCUCGCGUCGGCGGAGAUCGAAGUCAUGGUCGCGGAGAAGCGCUCGCGACGGAAAGGCAUCGCGAGCGAGGCGCUCGAGAUGUGCAUGGCGUACGCGUGGAAGACGAUGCACGUCACGACGUUCGUCGCGAAGAUCGGGUUGGGAAACGCGGCGUCGCUGGCGCUCUUCACGGAGAAGCUCGGGUUUCGCGAGACGAGCCGCGAGACGCGGAUCUUCCGUGAGGCGACCGCGGAGCUG
This is a messenger RNA of Micromonas pusilla CCMP1545, 567 nucleotides long. RefSeq lists its product as uncharacterized. Gene Ontology annotation, molecular function: N-acetyltransferase activity. The transcript has a single exon. The record is from RefSeq and is a predicted model, not a curated record. NCBI's taxonomy places the organism in Eukaryota, Viridiplantae, Chlorophyta, Mamiellophyceae, Mamiellales, Mamiellaceae. The annotation marks the transcript as partial.